ACCACCACGGCACGGCCGCCCCUCCAAAUCUCAUCCCUAUCCGAUGCUGCUAUCCGUCUCCCGCUCCGCCGACAAGUUCGCCCCCCUCGCCGGCCUCCGCUCGCUGCUCGUCCCCGACCCCGUCGCCGUGGGCGGAGGCGUCGUGACGCGGACGAUCCCCGCGUCGCCGCCGCCGCGCGGCGAGGCCGAUCCGGAGGAGAGCGUCGACGAGGAGGACGAGGGCUGCUGGGUCUCUUACGGCCGACGGGACCCAGGACGGCGCCGGCUGCCGCCGCCGAUCCCGUCGCUGGCGGGCCGUAGCGGUUUGCGCCGGGCGCGCACUGAGGACAGGAGGCUCGUCAUCAGCAAGGUGCGCGUCAUGCGGCCGGACUACUACGUCCGCGCGCGCCACGUGCGCGGCGGCCGCCUCCUCAUGCGCCUCGUCGAGCGCGAGGACGACUGCCCCCGCGAUCCGCUUCGGGCGCCCGGCUGCGCCCGUGAGGGCGGCGCCGAUCGGGCCGACGAAGCUGCGGCGGUGCAGGGAGACGUAAUCGAUGACGAGCAGGCGGCUGCGGCUCCGGCGACGAUGCCCGCAUUUGGAUGCUUCGAGGACGUGGUUAAGUACCAGUACGCCAUCGGUAGCAGCCCGCUGCACCGGGUGCCCUUGCUAAGGAUGGUUCAUUGAGAUCGAUCGCCAAAGGUGGGACUUUUUUAGCUGCUUGCCUUUGAUGGUGCAUUGGGAUCGCCUAGGUGAUUUUUUUUUGUAGCCGUGUGUACUAGUAGUGGUCAAUAUGCCUCCAAAUUGCAGCAUAGUUUUUUUACAGAAUUGUUGAUAAAAAAUCAGCCCAUGAAUCAAGUUUG
Molecule: messenger RNA, 840 nt
Organism: Triticum dicoccoides
Lineage: Eukaryota; Viridiplantae; Streptophyta; Magnoliopsida; Poales; Poaceae
Product: FANTASTIC four protein, putative (DUF3049)
Exons: 1
Coding region: 44-664 (206 amino acids)
Source: RefSeq, a predicted model, not a curated record